Jaminaea rosea is the source of this 2416-nucleotide messenger RNA. RefSeq names its product DAO-domain-containing protein. Gene Ontology annotation, molecular function: glycerol-3-phosphate dehydrogenase (quinone) activity. Gene Ontology annotation, biological process: glycerol-3-phosphate metabolic process. The record is from RefSeq and is a predicted model, not a curated record. Lineage: Eukaryota; Fungi; Basidiomycota; Exobasidiomycetes; Microstromatales. The transcript is spliced from 3 exons. Gene Ontology annotation, cellular component: glycerol-3-phosphate dehydrogenase (FAD) complex; mitochondrion. The coding region runs from base 134 to 2416 and encodes 760 amino acids.
CGAACGACAAUCGUCGACGAUUCGCAGCACCCACGCACUUUCAGCCAAGGGUUCGGAUCAAGAUCGACCCUCCUUUCCUUCUCUUCACCAUACACACCUACUCUUCUUCUUCAUCCCCCUUAGCCGCGUCACCAUGCUUCGCCCUGCGGCCUCUAGGGCCUUGAGGCCUGCCUCGAGGAUGCCCUCCAUUCGCAUGGCAUCCACCUCUGCCUCAUCUUCGUCCUCAUCUUCGUCGUCGCGCCGCUACCUGGUCUCUGGAGCAGCAGCCGCCACAGCCCUCGUCGCUGGAUAUGCUCUCCUUCCGACGGGCAUCUUCAACGAUGGACGCUUCGACGAAUCCUCAACAGACGACCGCCCGUCACCCCUCUGGGCUCUUCCCUCCCGCUCGCAGAUGCUCCAAGCCUUGCGAGAAUCCUCGGCCAAGUCCAUCCGCCCUAGCGCAGCUGAUCGUCAAGAGCACGAUGAGUCCCUCGUCAACGCCAAGGCGACCCAGACGCGCAGCUCGGCGCCCAGCCCGGUGCUCGCCGGGAACCUGACCGACGCCGAGAUCCGCAAGCUCGACGAUGACGAGGGCUUUGACCUGCUAGUUGUGGGUGGUGGAGCUACAGGAACUGGUGUGGCAGUAGACGCCGCCACUCGCGGUUUGAGUGUGGCUCUGGUCGAGAAGGACGAUUUUGGUGCGGGAACGUCGUCCAAGUCGACGAAGCUGAUCCACGGUGGCGUGCGAUACCUGCAGAAGGCCGUCUUUGAGCUCGACUACGGACAGUACAAGAUGGUCAAGGAGGCCCUUCACGAGCGCAAGACCUUCCUGCACAUUGCGCCAUACCUCUCGGAGCACCUCCCAAUCAUGCUUCCCGUCUACCGCUACUGGCAAAUCCCGUACUACUGGGCCGGCACCAAGAUGUACGACCUCCUCGCAGGCUCCGAGAACAUGGAGUCAAGCUACGUUCUCUCGCGCGGCAAAGCGAUGGAGGCCUUCCCGAUGCUCAAGUCAGAUGGUCUCGCAGGAGCAGUCGUCUACUACGAUGGGCAACACAACGACACGCGCAUGAAUAUUGCUCUCGCCCUCACCGCUGUCCACCAUGGCGCCAUUGUUGCCAACCACACCGAAGUAGUCAAGCUGCACAAGCGCGACGUGCCGGGCAAGGAGGAGCAGCAGAUCUGCGGAGCAACAGUGCGCGACGUGCUCACGGGCGAGACGAUCGACGUCAAGUGUAAGGGCGUAAUCAAUGCAACUGGCCCCUUCUCUGACGCUAUUCGCAAGCUGGACUUCCCCACGGCGCAAGAGAUUGUCGCGCCCUCGUCUGGCGUGCACAUCACUCUGCCCGGCUACUACUCGCCGCGUGGGAUGGGUCUCAUCGACCCACAGACGUCAGACGGGCGAGUCAUCUUCUUCCUGCCCUGGCAAGGAAACACGAUUGCCGGUACGACGGACACUGCUGCCCCUGUUGAGGCCCACCCUCUGCCCAAGGAGGAGGAGAUUCAAUGGAUUCUCGACGAGGUCCGCAACUACCUCAGCCCAGACAUCAAGGUGCGACGCGGCGACGUUCUCUCCGCGUGGUCGGGUCUGCGCCCCCUCGUCCGCGACCCGGCAGCAAAGGACACCCAGUCUCUCGUGCGCAACCAUAUGAUCAACGUGAGCGCAUCCGGUCUCCUCACGAUCGCCGGCGGCAAGUGGACGACCUACCGUGAGAUGGCCGAGCAGACGGUCGAUCGUGCCGUUGAGGAGUUCAACCUCAAGCCCGUGCGCGGCUGCGUGACCAAGGAGACGAGAUUGAUGGGCUCGCACGGCUGGAGCAAGACGAUGUAUGUCAAGCUGCUCCAGCGAUUCGGCCUCGAGACGGACGUAGCGAAGCAUCUCUCCUCGACCUAUGGUGACCGCGCGUGGAGCGUGUGCUCCCUCGCCGAGGCUACCGGGCAAAGAUGGCCGGUACACGGCGUGCGUCUCGACCCCCUUUACCCGUACAUUGAGGCAGAGGUCCGCUACGCCUGCCGCAGCGAGUACGCGCAGACGGUGCAAGACUUUGUGGCUCGCCGAACGAGGCUGAGCUUCUUGAACACCGAAGCUACCGUACAAGCCCUUCCCCGCAUCAUCGACAUCAUGGCAUCCGAGCUUGACUGGUCGACGCAGCGCCAGGAGGAGGAGCUGCGCGAUGGUGUGCGCUUCCUUGCCUCAAUGGGUCUGCAGUCUGAUCGAGCAGAGGAGCUCUCUGGCGUUACUUUGAAGGAUCUGAAGGCAAGCGUAGCGCGUCCGCAGUCUGACUCGCACUUGAGCGACUCGAGGCUGGAUGCGAAGGAUCAGUUGGCUCGGGCAGGGGCUAGAGUGGACACGAUUGGGGAGAAAGCGACGGAGCAGAGUAGGGAGAGGGAUCAGAGGAGGACGAUCCCGCCUGAAAGAAGCGGUGGCGGUUGGUAG